Labrus bergylta (ballan wrasse) is the source of this 3787-nucleotide messenger RNA. RefSeq names its product chimerin 1 (gene chn1). NCBI's taxonomy places the organism in Eukaryota, Metazoa, Chordata, Actinopteri, Labriformes, Labridae. Gene Ontology annotation, molecular function: GTPase activator activity. Gene Ontology annotation, biological process: regulation of GTPase activity; signal transduction. The record is from RefSeq and is a predicted model, not a curated record.
GCCCGCCCUGACAGCAUCCACACACAACAGAGUGUGUGUGUCUGUUCCAGGGAGAAUAUCAGCUGUGCACAGGGAGGAGAGGAUUAGCUCGAGCACUCAGCUCAUCUGCAUACACGUUCUCAGAGAAGUACAUGAGCACCCAGUGCUGCUCCUCUUUUGUAUGAAACCUGGCACUGCCAUCACACAGGCUCCACUUCAUCUACUGUCACUGCUCAGAGAGGAUUUAAAAGGGACCACUGUUAUUGUUUUUUUUGUCUCCUUUUUACAUGAUUCCACAUUCUAUUUUUAAAUCAUUGUCUGAGAUGUCUCUACAUUUUUGGGACAAUGACACUGAUAUCCUUUGAUUUGGACUUCCUCUGAGCAUAAAAGAGUUUUUCUGCUCUUUGUUUUGGGCACUUUUUUUCCUCUGGCGUUUGGUUUGUGGAGACUGAAGCACCAGGAUGCCAUCUAGAGAGUCCUACGAGAUUCACAAAGAAGAGAAGUCCCUGGUGCAAAAGGCCAAGCGAGAGGCCAAUCAGGAGGAUAUUCUGGCUGCAGCUCUGGGGAUGAGGAUGGGGCCACAGAAACCUCCAGCCACUUUCUGGCAGCCGCUUAAACUAUUCGCCUAUUCACAGCUCACCUCACUGGUGCGCAGGGCUUCACUGAAGGAGAGCGAGCGGACUCCCAGAUCUGAGAAAGUCCACAACUUCAAGGUCCACACCUUCAGGGGGCCUCACUGGUGUGAACACUGUGCCAACUUCAUGUGGGGACUGAUGGCUCAGGGGGUCAAAUGUGCAGAUUGUGGGUUAAACGUCCACAAGCAGUGCUCUCCACUGGUACCCAAUGACUGCAAACCAGACCUGCGACACAUCCGUAAAGUGUACAGCUGUGACCUUACGACCCUGGUGAAAGCCUACAACACAGCACGGCCCAUGGUGGUGGACAUGUGCAUACGAGAGAUUGAGUCCAGAGGACUGAGGUCUGAAGGUCUCUACAGAAUAUCUGGAUUCAGCGACUCUGUGGAGGAAGUCAAGAUGGCGUUUGACAAAGAUGGCGAGAAGACAGACAUCUCAGUGACUGCCUAUGAAGACAUCAAUAUCAUCUCGGGUGCUCUCAAACUGUACCUGAGGGAUUUGCCUGUUCCUGUCAUCUCAUACGACGCUUACCCGAGGUUCAUCGAGGCUGCAAAGCUCACAGAUCCAGAGAAGAAAGUGGAAGCUUUCCGUGAGGCUCUGGCUCUGCUUCCACCAUCUCACAGUGAAACUUUGAAGUACCUCAUGGCACACUUAAAAAGGGUGACACAGAAUGAGGAAUUUAACCUGAUGAACGCAGAGAACCUCGCAAUCAUUUUCGGUCCCACCCUCAUGCGCGCACCAAACCUGGAUGCCAUGACAGCACUCAACGACAUCCGUUACCAGAGACAGGUGGUGGAGCUGCUUAUUAAAAAAGAAGAAGUUCUCUUCUAGACACAGAUUAAGACUUUUAAGAGAAUGCUGUCUGAUAAUUCCUUUGUGUAAAGACUUGACUGUUUGUAUGACAUUUAUUGAUACAUUUUUUAAACGCCCUGCGUAUGGACGAGUGCUGCCCUAGCAUCUGUCCUCCCUUGUGUUAAGGGGUCAACGAUGAACUUUACACUUGUACGUACUCUAUAUCUCCCCAUUUCUGUCGGGGGAUUUUCAGAAGCUGACAGACCAGCGUGCAUGGUGCGAGGUCUUAGUUGCUUUGUAGUUGUAACCCAGCAUGUGUUCAGAACGUGUAGCGCUGUUAUUUUUUUGCUUUUGUCUAGUCUCUACUAGUCCACAUUCCCAGCUGCCUGCUGUGCAGUUUUUUCUGUGAAACAUUGUACAGCUGGAUGUAAAAAUAAGCUACUGAUUUUUCUUGGGUGAUUUCUAUGAUGCUUUUAUGAUGUUUUUUUUAUUUUUUAUCUCCUCAACUGUUUUUAUGUAACCUGACGUAGAAUGAGCCUUUCCUGUUAAUGUGUACACACUGGUGAAUUUGCCUGACCUUAACAUUUUUAUUGUGUUUUAAACAGAAUUUUUUUUGUGAAUUUAAUUUUGUACUGUGAUGUUUUGUACACACCUUGUGCAUGAUCACUUUAAUUUAUUAAACCUUACUCUGAUAAACAGCGUGCCCAAGAGUUCUCUGAAUUACUGUAGAUAUGUUAGACCGUACAUAAGAAGGGGACAUGGCUGUGACAUUAUCAUCUGAUUUGUUGACUCAUUUUCUGAGGCCUCAAAUUUGGCCAUAUUUAUUUUUAUAAUCCAAAGUCACUGUAUUUGGACAAGAGGUUGGAGCUUUAGAGGAGCCAGAGAUUAGCGAAUGCUAAUUUAUGAUGAUAAUGCUGGUGCUAGCUCGGUUGGCAUGCUGCAUCUGUAAUACACCAUAUAUGUUUUUUUGUGUUUCUUACCCCAUGUUUAUCAUGUCUAGUUUUACUUCCUGCCUUGAGUGUUUCCCGCCUUAAUGAUUGUGUGCCCUUCCCUGAUUGUUUUUACCGGUGUCUUAUGACUACGGAGCCCCUGAAGUCCCAAAAAGUAAAAAAAAAAAAAAUGUGCGCACAAGCUAUUAUCUAAUUAUCUCAUCGCACAAAAUAAUAACUUUUGUGCACAAAAUAAAUCAAACGUGCUGGUGUUUCCUGUUUGUAUUUCCUCAUGGCAUGCCUUGUGUUUUCUCGUUGGACCUUGUUAUUUGCUUCUUCUUAAUUUUGGUUUCCCUUGACUCCUUUAAUAAUUAAUAUAUUGUUUAGUCUUGUGUUUAUUGAUAAAUUCUGCACUUAGUUCAUCUUCCUUUGGUAAAUGACCAAACAUGACACUUACUUCCAAUUUUGGUUGGUAGAAAAGGGUAUUGAACAAAAUAUACUUAUCAAAAAAAUUAACAUGACUCUUUUGAUAUCCUUAGGUUGAACUAAAUGCUGAACAGGUUCUACAGGUUGUUACUGAAUUACACAGAGAAAAGCUGGUUUAAGGCACUUUAAGGAAUUUGCUUUUGUUGGCUUUAUCCACAUCUUGGAUUCAGUCUAAUUAAUAUUAAUGUAUCAAACCGUGUGAUGGACCUGUGACUAUUAUUUUUUGGAUGGGGAUGCAGAAAAUACACUCUGAAUGAGUUUGGUAAACAGCUGGAUUUUUUUUAUAGAUGCAGUAAAUAUUGAGAAAGAUAUCUUUCAUUUUAAUGUGUGGUGGGGGGUUCCUGGUCACCUGGUUAAUGUGAGUCAACUUUUCAAUUAAAUUUUAGGUCUGCUGUUUUUGUUGUUGUUGUCUUCACCAAUUUUUGAGGAAACAUUCUUUAACUUUAAGUGCUUAACUUCAGCUGUCUAGCUGUUUGUCUGUUGGCCUUAAAAGCAACAAUAUGUAACUUUUUCACCUUUGAAUAGUAGUUUCAAAGAUCGAUUCAAACCUCUUACCCAUUCAAAGAAGUGUAAGGGGUUGUUGUUUUGAUGGAGACUUUUGUUCAUGCUUCCGGCUUGGUCUUAAACUAACAGUGAGAGUGUGUGAGGAAAACUGCAAAGAAACCAUUGUCCUCACGUUUCAAAUAUUGAAGCAUUUUUUUAUUAUUGGAUAGCAAAGGUUUGAUGCAAGCGUUGCAUGAUGGUAAGCAACAUUCAUAAACAUGUCGACUCUGCCCAGAGAUUGUGACGUCAAAAUGAUGCAGCUUUAAUGCUGCCUCUGAAACCACAUCCUCCUACAGACUGAAUCCAGCUAUAACUCACAGUCCAAUGUCAACCUACACCCCCUUAUUUUCUGAUCCACUUCUCUUUGUCCUCCUCGACGUAUGAAUAAAGUGUUGGCCUUGGAUUAGACCAACAAUUCCUUUA